This is a messenger RNA of Lactuca virosa, 378 nucleotides long. Lineage: Eukaryota; Viridiplantae; Streptophyta; Magnoliopsida; Asterales; Asteraceae. The record is from the annotation of a GenBank genome assembly.
AUGUUGUUAGCGAAGCGUCGAAGGGAAUGUUUUGCUUUUCUUGAAAGAGCUAUAAGGGAAGAGUUUGAAAACCUUUACUAUUGCAUACCUAACAAUCCUUUAUCUGGAUGGAUUCAUCCCAUUGUAGAUGACUUGGAUUAUGCCCAGUUUAUAGAUACCGGGUAUGAGUAUGGGGAAAUUUCAAUUUAUGUUGAUUGUAAUGGGAAUGGUUUGGAGGAAUGGUGGGAUGAUGACAUGAAUCUAGUUGUUAGUGAAGACGAAAGUGGCAUUGAAGAUGAGGGUAGAGCUAGAAAUGAAGGAAACACUAUCUCUGAUGGAACUCAUCCCAAUGUAGGUCUUGAAGAUGAAGUCAUUGACCAUGACAACACAAACCCUUGA